GAGCCUGAACUCCCAUCGCUAUCUGCAACGUGACGCCACUUCCGGAGCUGAUGUCAUAUCCGUUACCCAUCAGGCCUCUGGUGUCUGGCUGGUGGUUGUUUGGUCAGCUUCAGGAGCGUUUGGUGAAUCCAUUACCUGUGUCCAGUCGUCACUAUGGGUGAAAGAAAAGGAACAAAUAAAUACUACCCUCCAGAUUUCGAUCCGGCCAAGCAUGGAUCCCUCAAUGGCUACCAUAAAACUCACGCUCUGCGGGAGAGAGCCAGGAAACUGUCCCAGGGCAUCCUCAUCAUCAGGUUUGAGAUGCCCUACAACAUCUGGUGUGAUGGCUGCAAAAAUCACAUUGGCAUGGGGGUCCGUUACAAUGCGGAGAAGAAGAAAGUGGGGAACUACUACACCACGCCAAUCUACAGGUUUAGGAUGAAGUGUCAUCUGUGUGUCAACUACAUCGAGAUGCAGACAGACCCGGCGACCUGCGACUAUCUAAUAGUCAGCGGGGCAAACAGGAAGGAGGAGCGCUGGGACAUGGCUGAAAAUGAGCAGAUCCUCACCACAGAGCGGGCAGAGAAGGAGAAACUGGAGACGGAUGCCAUGUUCAAACUUGACCACGGUGGGAAAGACAAGGAGAAGCUCAAGAAGGCUAUGCCAUCUCUAUCGGAGAUCCAAGACUACCAGUCCAGCAAGAAGGACGACUUCCAGCUCAACAGCUCCCUCCGCAGGAAGUUCAGGACGGAGAAGAAAGUUCUGGCCGAGCAGGAGGAGAAGGACAACACAGUGAGGAUGAGGACCAACCUGUCCAUCCCAUUGUUGCCAGAGAAGGAGGAAGACAAGAAACUGGCAGCGCUGCUCACCUACCAGGCGCCCGACUCCUACGACGACAAGCAGCACAGCAAGCGGAAAGAGAUCUCGUCUCGUUCGUGGUUCAGCUCCCCCUCGGCCUCACCGGCAAGCCCUGCAGGCAGUCUGCUCCAUAAGCUCGGCCAGCAGGGGAAAGAGGCAGCGGUGGCCAAAGCCCUGGGCUCGUCACACAGCCCCCUGAUCCGCAGACGCUCAGGAGGACUGGGAACCAGAACCGAACCCUGCGCCACCGUCACUCGCAGACAGUCGCACCCAGAAAUCAACACGUGUGAUGGAGAGAUUUCAACGGUCGCUCAGAGAGAGGAAGCACCGAGUAGAGUGCCGACACAACGCAACACAGAGACUAAUGACAGCGGCUCCGGAGACACGCAUGUUAAAACCACAGAGGAAGCAGAUGAAGGACUGACUAAAGCAAAGGAUUCUGGGAAGGAGAAGGAACAGGGCAGAAGUUUAGGAGCACUCUCGUCCCUGGCGGCGGACUACAGCGACUCAGAUUCAGACCCUGGACAAUGAGGAUGAAUGGAGGUCAUUAUGAGCAGAGUCUGCUACUGGAACAAACCGUGUGGUGGUUUAACUCCCCUCUCUGGUCACAAUGGAAAUAUUUUAGUUUCUAAAACAAAGAUUUUAAGCUCGGUGGCCUGCAGAAUUCAUUAUUAGAAAUGUGUUAUAUGAUGACAGCGAGACUUCCAAAUGUGUUUCAAAAUCUUUAAAGUGUUGUAUGUGACCUGUUAAUAAGGCCUGUGUGCAGAGACUACAGACCCAGCUUCAAAUAUGUGUUUGUUUAGAUUUAGAUUACCACGUACUGUUUGUGUGAUCUGAUGUCCAAACUGUCAGGCACCUUGUAAAAUAAAAUGAAAAAUACAUUGUAAAA
This is a messenger RNA of Sebastes umbrosus (honeycomb rockfish), 1726 nucleotides long. RefSeq names its product coiled-coil domain containing 130 (gene yju2b). The transcript has 10 exons. The coding region runs from base 154 to 1368 and encodes 404 amino acids. The record is from RefSeq and is a predicted model, not a curated record. Gene Ontology annotation, biological process: mRNA splicing, via spliceosome. Lineage: Eukaryota; Metazoa; Chordata; Actinopteri; Perciformes; Sebastidae. Gene Ontology annotation, cellular component: U2-type spliceosomal complex; post-mRNA release spliceosomal complex.